AUGUAUGCGCUGUCCCGUGGCCAAAGUUUCCUCCGAGUCAGAUCUAGACCGUCGAAUCUACAAAUUUGGGCAGCAAAGCACGGCCCAUUUGGGUUGGAGAAACAUGAUCAUCAACUUGAACUUGAGCAUGAAUUUGACCAUGAUAGCCAGCCAGCCACGAUUGACCGACCGGUAGCGAGCUUUGACAGCACUUUAGAAAUAUUCCCGAUGGUUAUUCUCCGCGAACGCAAGGCAAGGGGCGUAAAAAAGGGGCAAGGCAGAGACAAGCAGGCAUAA
Penicillium cosmopolitanum is the source of this 276-nucleotide messenger RNA. RefSeq lists its product as uncharacterized. The transcript has 2 exons. The record is from RefSeq and is a predicted model, not a curated record. Bases 1 to 276 code for a protein of 91 amino acids. Lineage: Eukaryota; Fungi; Ascomycota; Eurotiomycetes; Eurotiales; Aspergillaceae.